CCGCAACACUUGGUCUUGGAGUUACGUUUUACAGUUCAACAAACUUGGUUUUACAGAGAUGAAGCUUUGGAGUUACGUUUUCGUAGUUCUUCUGCCGCUUGUGCUUCGAGCAGAAGCAGAUGAUGGGUUUGUGACGACCAAAGGGCAUCAGCUUAUUCUGAAUGGAAGCCCAUUUUACGCCAAUGGGUUCAAUGCCUACUGGUUAAUGUCCUUCGCCUCGGACCCAUCACUGAGACCCAAAGUGUCCUUAGCUUAUCAACAAGCCGUCAAUCAUAGCCUCGCCAUUGGAAGAACGAUGGCCUUCAAUGAUGGCGGAAGUAACCCUCUGCAGAUCUCUCCUGGGCAAUACAAUGAGAAGAUGUUUCAGGGGUUGGAUUUUGUGGUAGCGGAGGCAAGAAAAUAUGGGAUUAAAUUGAUCUUGAGUUUGGUGAACAACUUUGCAAAUUUGGGAGGGAGAAAACAGUAUGUGGAGUGGGCAAGAAAUCAGGGACAGUCCAUUUCAUCCGAGGAUGAUUUCUACACUAAUUCUGUGGUGAAAGGAUUCUACAAGAACCAUGUUAAGACCGUUUUGACAAGAAUCAACUCCAUAACUGGAGUAACUUAUAAGGAUGAUUCAACCAUAAUGGCUUGGGAACUCAUGAACGAACCCAGGUGCCUUUCAGAUCGUUCGGGAAACACCGUUCAGGCAUGGAUUAAAGAAAUGGCCGCAUACUUGAAAUCAAUUGAUGGGAAACACCUAUUAGAAGUUGGUUUGGAAGGAUUCUAUGGCCAAGCAAGGCAUCAAGGGAAUCCUAACUUCCAAGUGGGAACCGAUUUCAUUGCAAACAAUCAGAUACCCGAAAUCGACUUUUCCACAGUCCACUCGUAUCCUGACGAAUGGUUAUCUGGUUCAAGUUUUGAGGAUCAGCUCUCAUUCCUGAACACUUGGCUCAAUGAACACACCCAAGAUGCACAGAACGUUCUCCACAAGCCAGUUCUCUUUGCAGAGUUUGGAAUGUCUAAAAAGGACGGUGGCGCUGAUAAAAGGGAUCGACUUUACCAUGCUGUUUACUCAGCUGUGUAUUCAUCCGCUAAGGGCGGCGGAGCAGCUACGGGUGCACUGUUCUGGCAACUUCUACUUGAAGGGAUGGGUUCUUAUGGGGAUGGGUAUGAAGUGGUAUUUAGUGAGGACCCCUCCACUGCUAAUUUGAUAUCUCAGGAGUCUGCAAAGAUGAUCAAAAUAAGGAAGAAGCAUGCCAACCUCAGAAACAUAAGACACAGGGGGAGGCCUUAAAGGGAGGCAGCCAUAGUCCUGGAAAUUGAACAAAAAUGGGGCUAGGAAUAAACAACUCCCUCACAGAGAAAGGAUUGCUCAUCCAAAAACUAAUGCUAAAUCGCUUUGAAUAUUGUAGUCUCUAAUAAUAUAUGGAUUGAAAUAAAAAGUUGUUCUCUUA
This is a messenger RNA of Cucurbita maxima (winter squash), 1433 nucleotides long. RefSeq names its product mannan endo-1,4-beta-mannosidase 7-like. The transcript has 5 exons. NCBI's taxonomy places the organism in Eukaryota, Viridiplantae, Streptophyta, Magnoliopsida, Cucurbitales, Cucurbitaceae. The record is from RefSeq and is a predicted model, not a curated record. Gene Ontology annotation, molecular function: hydrolase activity, hydrolyzing O-glycosyl compounds. Bases 59 to 1273 code for a protein of 404 amino acids.